Messenger RNA from Drosophila montana, 1137 nucleotides. It is a transcript of the gene bsk, whose product is annotated as mitogen-activated protein kinase dJNK. The transcript has 5 exons. The record is from RefSeq and is a predicted model, not a curated record. Bases 123 to 1019 code for a protein of 298 amino acids. Gene Ontology annotation, molecular function: ATP binding; JUN kinase activity. Gene Ontology annotation, cellular component: cytoplasm; nucleus. Gene Ontology annotation, biological process: JNK cascade; protein phosphorylation. Lineage: Eukaryota; Metazoa; Arthropoda; Insecta; Diptera; Drosophilidae.
AAUAUUUUCGUUACAGUGCUGCAUAUGACACGAUUACCGAGCAAAACGUCGCUAUAAAAAAGCUAUCUCGUCCAUUCCAAAAUGUGACGCAUGCCAAGAGAGCUUAUAGAGAAUUUAAACUAAUGAAACUAGUGAAUCAUAAGAAUAUUAUCGGUUUGCUUAACGCAUUCACUCCUCAACGCAAUUUGGAUGAAUUUCAGGAUGUUUACCUUGUGAUGGAGCUAAUGGAUGCUAAUUUAUGUCAAGUUAUUCAAAUGGAUUUAGAUCAUGAUCGAAUGUCUUACUUGCUUUACCAAAUGCUAUGUGGAAUAAAGCAUUUACAUUCCGCUGGAAUAAUACAUAGAGAUUUAAAACCUUCCAAUAUAGUUGUUAAGGCCGACUGCACUCUAAAAAUUUUGGACUUUGGACUUGCGCGUACAGCUGGAACUACAUUUAUGAUGACCCCUUAUGUCGUAACUAGAUAUUAUAGAGCUCCGGAAGUCAUUUUGGGUAUGGGAUAUACCGAAAACGUUGACAUUUGGUCAGUGGGCUGUAUUAUGGGUGAGAUGAUAAGGGGUGGAGUUCUCUUUCCUGGAACUGAUCAUAUUGAUCAGUGGAACAAAAUAAUUGAGCAAUUGGGUACACCGUCCCCAUCAUUUAUGCAGCGUCUGCAACCAACUGUUCGUAAUUACGUGGAGAAUCGUCCAAGAUAUACAGGAUAUUCAUUUGAUAGGCUUUUUCCUGAUGGUCUGUUUCCUAAUGACAGUAGUCAAAAUAGUCGAAGGAAGGCUUCUGAGGCAAGGGACCUUCUCAGUAAGAUGCUAGUAAUCGACCCUGAGCAGAGAAUAUCAGUAGACAGAGCUUUACAGCAUGAAUACAUUAAUGUAUGGUACGACGCUGAAGAAGUUGACGCUCCUGCUCCAGAGCCAUAUGAUCAUAGCGUCGAUGAGAGGGAGCAUACUGUUGAACAGUGGAAGGAGCUUAUUUAUGAAGAAGUUAUGGACUACGAGGCGCACAAUACAACUAAUAUACCCCGAUAGAACAAAAUUAAUUUGUUGAUAAGACAGUUAUUUAGCCUUACAUCUAUCAACAAUACAAAAAUUUUAUUAAUAUUUAUAGUAAUCACAGCUGCAAAUAAAAAUCAUAAUGUUUAAUGUA